UUGUCUUCAACAGGCUUCAUUUUUCCAUACAACCAAAACACACAGAGUGCGAAGGUCACAAUUUGCCUAUCAUAAUCUGUUACUGUAAUUUGCAUCUGUGCUGUCAGACCAAAAAUAAUGUGAACACAGCAUGCUUUCAGCCACAGUGAGUGCUGAUUACUUGGCUCAUCCAGUAUCUGCAACAGCAGAGGGAAAAGAAGGGAAGCAGAGAGACAUAAUAGGGAGUAAAGUAUCAAGAGGAGGGAGGCAUGCAUGCAGUACCGAUUGAGUAUGUGUUGUUUCUUACAGUGAGGUAGGAGGAGAGGAGGAACAGGAGAAGGAGGAGGAAGGGGUGCUUCCUCUUCAGUCUGGGCUGAGCUGCUGAUGUAUCCCAGCAGCCCCGGUUUGUAGCAACAGGAAACCUUGGUAUAAAAAGCUGUGUCGCAGGGGGAACCCUCCUAAGUGUCUCUCAGCAUGACCAGGACAGAGAGCCUGAGAGUGUGGACUUAACAAAACAAUGCCCAGCCUAAUCGUCGAACCACUCAACACCCAGCAGUUCAUCAUGGACCGAGAUGACAGGAAGAGAAACAAGAACAUUGGAAAGAACUUUAUGUGCCGACUCCAGUGCAUGUUCUCACACUCGUCAAGCUCUGAGAGGCUAAGUUUAGAAGAUACCCAACAAUGGUCACAGUCACUGGAAAGGCUUCUCGAGUCUAAAUAUGGACUGGCGACUUUUCGCAACUUUCUCAAAUCUGAAUACAGCGAUGAGAAUAUAGAGUUCUGGCUCACCUGUGAGGAUUACAAGAAGAUCAAGUCUUCAUUCAGAAUGUCGUCAAGAGCCAAAAAGAUUUAUGAACAAUUCAUCAAAGCAGAAUCUCCUAAAGAGAUCAACAUUGACUAUCACACCCGAGAGCAGAUCAAAAGGAACGUCAAGACUCCCACCAUGCACUGCUUUGACGACGCUCAGAAGAUAGUUUACGGGUUGAUGGAAAGAGACUCAUACCCGCGGUUCCUCCGCUCAGACAUUUAUAGAACUCUCCUGGAAAACCUCGCCGCCGACGCCACGAAAGGAUGAAUCAGGUUGAGAAAGAACGGACAUGAAACCCAUAACUGGAAUGUUUGAGCUCCUUUGUGAGGAAGGGCUGGCAACAAAGAAGGAAGGAGGGUCAGCCUGCACGCCACAUGGACACAUACAGAGGCCUCACACCUCAGAGUUGUCACUAGAUCCAGAAGCAAACUGUGCCUUAGUCUCAUCCCGGGAAGACCUCCACACUGAGUACCUCACACCUGAGGACUAAGUAACAAGAAGAAGAUUAAACACGAUCAGCCUUAAUGACAGUGACCCUGUAGUAGUGCGUGUUUGCAGCGGAUGAUAAGCCUGUGUAAGUAGGCAAAUUGACCACUCUGACAGUGAAUGAAUCAGUGAUGUGACUGACGCUCACUCUGACGGCGGAGAUGCGUAAGCAAACUAUGCGGCGGACCUCCUUUGGCCUUCUUUGCAGAGGUGUUUCCUGUUCAGAUAGAGGAUGUAAGAUGCAACGGUCACACUCAGUUAGUUGUGUGUGUGUGUGUGUGUGUGUGUCUCUGAGAGAGAGAGAAAGCGAAUUUAGUUGUAGUUUUAAACUGCCACUGACACAGAAUAAGCUGUCGUAAUAAGAGUUGGCCAAUUAUCUAAUGACAGCACUAAGAGAGCCAACAAAUCCAUAACGGACAGAGGACUCAAUAAUGAUACGUCAUCCUGACUAAAGGGUUGCAGAAGGCCAUUUGGUUCAGCAAGAGGCAUUCUGGAACACUUUAAAAAGAGGGUUUUCUGUCUUUCUUUCUUUCUUUUCUAGAUUGGACUUAAAUGGGGUGUUUCUAAACUGAUACUGAGAUAUAUAGAUAUAUUUUAAUUUUGACUUAAGCUGCCUAUGGCUGAUAUUUUCUGCCAAUAUUCAAUAUAUUUAAGGUGUAUCAUUUUUCAAGAAAAAUCCUGGAUAAAUAUAUUUUUUAUAAUAACAAAAUAUAAUCAUGCACUUCUUUGUGUGUGUGGAAUUGUAACAAAACUCCCAUUUACAGCCGUCUGAUCAUACUUCAUUAGCACAAGACUACUGGCUGUUGUUUUAGUCUUAUUCUAAUUUCCAAGUUCUUUCAGCACUGAAGUGUCAAAAGUUGUAAUUUCAUGUGAUAAACUAUUUGAGUGAGAUUACUAUAGAGAUAGGACAUAUCACCUUGCAUGACAGGAUGUUAAAACUCCUUGUAUACCCUGAGAAUAUUCAUUGUUAUUGCUUUUUAAAGCAUGUUGUUUGAAUGUAUUCUUAGGAGUUAAGUUAACUUAAAGGUUAAACGACGUGUUAUUUAUUGUCAGUUGUCACCAUUUGAGUAGAGGAUUUGUUGCAGUGUUCAAAUGCUUCAGUGCUUGUUAAAAUGUUAGUGAUUUGAAUGACAUUAAAUUAUUUCAAUUACUUUCUUGGAA
Scatophagus argus is the source of this 2434-nucleotide messenger RNA. Its product is annotated as regulator of G-protein signaling 21-like. The transcript has 5 exons. The coding region runs from base 497 to 1054 and encodes 185 amino acids. Lineage: Eukaryota; Metazoa; Chordata; Actinopteri; Scatophagidae. The record is from RefSeq and is a predicted model, not a curated record.